GAAUGGGAGCUGGUGGUGCUGGGGAAGUUGAAGUGGAACCUCGCAGCCGUCACCCCGCACGAUUUCAUUGAACACAUCCUAAGGAAGCUGCCUCUACCUAAAGACAAGUUGCUUUUGAUCCGGAAGCAUGCACAAACGUUCAUUGCCCUUUGUGCCACAGAUUUUAACUUUGCCAUGUACCCACCGUCAAUGAUAGCAACUGGAAGUGUGGGGGCAGCCAUCUGUGGCCUUCAGCUCGAUGACGGGGACAGCCUCACGGACCUCCUGGCCAAGAUCACGAACACAGAUGUGGACUGCCUUAAAGCUUGUCAAGAACAGAUCGAGGCGGUGCUAGUAAACAGCCUUAGGCAAGUCCGGCAGCAGCAACAGCAAAGCAAUCCUUCUAAGACGGUGGAUGAACUGGACCAGGCCAGCACUCCCACAGAUGUGAGAGAUAUCAACCUGUGAGGACAUCGGCACACAAAGUCACACUUGCUCCCCCAGCCCUUUUAUUUUUGUUAUUAUUUUUAGAGUGAUUUUUUUUAUCUGCUCCCUCAUAGAACGUAUUUAAAGCUCUUUUAGUUAAAAAAAAAUACAAAAACUGAAUAAUGAAAAAAAAAAAGCAUUUGGUGCCUGUGAUGUUCUACAGAAGGGAAUCCCACAAUAUAUUUGGUAAUUGCUAUUUGAUUAUGUAUCAGUGAUAUUAAAUGCUUAUAAAAGCAUACAAAGUAGCUAGAUAAAUGUAAGCCUGCAUUUGUGGGAACAAAGUAGAGUAUACUUGUCUGUGUAUUAUGACCUAGUGCAUACACCCCUUUUUUAGAUUUAAGAAAGGAAUUGUGUGUGCGAUUUUAUGGCUUGACUAGAUUGCAAAGCAAUAGAAUAAGGGGUUUAGGGCAAAGUGGGAAAAGAUCCCUGAAGCAAUUGAACCAUUUUGAAUGCAGAAGAGAUUUGCUGAUCUGUCACCUCUGUUAUUAGUCAGAAGUGUUUGUUGGAUCUCUGUAUGUUAGUUUUGUUUACUCUUGCUGUCUGUGGUAGCUGCUACCUAAGAAAGAAGAUGCUUUAUUUUGCCAGCCGGAAGAGCAGGUGGUUUUUUUGGUGUUUUUGUUUGUUUGUUUGUUUUGAUUUGUUUUGGGUUUGGUUGGUUUUUUUUUUCAAAAUCCCCUCUCCCCACUUGACUUUUUCUACUUUUCCUUCAGAAAUGGUUCAUUCUAAACACAGCAGCAUCUUUGGCAUAAGGGCAAUUCUGUUUACCCAACUGUGGGCCAAGCCAAAGUUACCAAGUGUUCAAUGUUAGAUGGGGGAAAUGCACCAAUUAAUUCCGACCAGUUGGCUAAUCAGACCACCUCCGACCUUUGGAUUGCAAGAUGCGGUGGAUCAUCUGUGAAAAGCAUUAUAUUCCUUUACAGUGCUAAUGCUUCAUGUCAUUGUUAACUUUUGGCAGCUCCUUAGCUUGGCCGUAAAGACAUUUAAAUGAUGCUCUGUCCAUCUUCCUUUUUAACAUAUCCUCACUGUGUUAAAGAAGAUGAGAUUUGGUUUGAUCCUUCUUCUACCUACCCAUCUUCCCCCACCAGCCCCACACACUUUGUCAGCAUUUCAUUAACUUUAUUGAUUCACAGUGAGCGUUUUUAUAAACCAUUUCAUUCGAAAAGCACUUUGAAAAUUGUUCCUAAGGGAUUAAAUGAGAUGGUUUAUGACAAUUUUGCCAAGCAAAAAAAAAAAAAAAGAAAAAAAAAGAAAAAAAAUAAAAGAAAAAGAAGAAGUCACAAAAGCAAAGCAUAUAGCUUUUUAUAGUCACUAUUUUCCAGUAUCUGGUGUACUUGGUUAGCUGAGGUGUUGCUGGAAAUACCAACACCUGCUUCAGAUGACAUUCCUGUCAUGACAUUCCGGAUAAAGGCCUGCCGAUUUGUAUUGUUCAGUGUCACGGAAGGAUCUUAAUACCACCUGCAUGCUUAUCUAUGGACAACGAAAGAAAAUUGCUGGUGCAAAAGACACGAGUGGGAAACAUCAAGGUGUGUGACUUGGAGUUUUAUUGCAAAGGUGUAUUCAGUGUACUUGAAUUUAUUUUUCUGCUCCAUCUGUAACGAAGAGGCAUUUAGAUGGCAAAGGAGUUGGAGCAACUUUUUUUUUUUUUUUUUGCACAAUUGUAUUAACAGUUUGCAAAUAUACAGUAUGAAGCUGUUGGUUGAAAUGUUAAUGUUUGCAUUUUUAAGACAAAAAUCCAGAAAGAACAUGCUACUUCGAAGAAUAUUAUAUGAAUGGACUCAGCCGUAUUUGGCUAGAUGAGGGUAGAAAAUGGAGUAAGAUUCUAAGGUUUUGUUGUUUUUUUGGUUUUGGGGGGUUUUUUGGUUUUGUUUUUUUUUUUUUUGCGCUGCUAAGAAGCUAUGAUUUGUUUCAUUCUUAUUCACAUUAACAGUACUUAGCUGUAUUGUUUCACUGAGUGUGCUGCUAUUUUAUAAACAUUUUUAUAAUAUAUUAUUUUACUGCUUAAAUUUCAAAUCCUGAAGUAGAUGGUUAAGUGGAGAUAUGAUGAGUUCUUUGAUUUACUGGAAAUGCCCUGUACAGGUUUUUUUUUUCCUAAUAGCGUGUUCAUGAUUAUUUUUUUUAUUUUAUUUUAUUUUUUCCUUCUUUCUUUUUUUUUUUUUUCCUCCUUCCUGAUCACAUCCUGCAAAGACGGUAUACUUACCUCAGGUUUACUGGACAAAACAGAAAUGGUUCCCAUUUUCACAAUACCUCACAACGCGACAGUUUGGUUCUUCCCCGGGGCCCACGCUCCGGCCGCGCCGGGGAGAGGUUGCAGGCAGCCGGGGUGCUGGCUCCCUUUUGGUCUUUGGUAUCCUUUUCAUAGUGGAAAAAAUGCAUUGACUCUCCACUGACGGCUUCGCCGGAGCAGGUCCGUGUUUCCCAAAUCCGGUGGUGGGGGCAGUGUUGUUCUCACCACCGUCACCUCCCACCUUGAUGUUCCACGUUGGGAGCACCUGAAGUUCAGCCAUGGUGUCAUGGUGUCUCUCCUGGAG
Athene cunicularia (burrowing owl) is the source of this 2993-nucleotide messenger RNA. RefSeq names its product G1/S-specific cyclin-D2-like. NCBI's taxonomy places the organism in Eukaryota, Metazoa, Chordata, Aves, Strigiformes, Strigidae. Bases 175 to 447 code for a protein of 90 amino acids. The transcript is spliced from 3 exons. The record is from RefSeq and is a predicted model, not a curated record.